GGUUGGACGGUUUGUUUACGUUUCGGGACUGGGAAGCGCGCCACUCAAACUUGGAAUUUGUGUUAGGUUAGAAAGUUAGGAAGACAAAUAAAACAAUCUCAGCAAGAUGGAGCAAGGAAUGACAUCUAAAGAAAAGCAUCUGACUCAUAAUACUUUAGUCUCACUGCUAAUGUCAUUGAAAGGCCAGCAAACUACUGUCGAUUUGAGAAACCGAUCGUCAGUGACAGGGACAGUGGAGCGAUGUGACGCGUAUAUGAACAUAGAGAUGAAACAUGUCUUAUUUAGAGAUGCUAGUGGUAAAGCUCAUAUCUUUGAGUACUUUUUUGUACACAAGAGAAACCUAAGAUAUGUCCAUAUCCCACCUCAGGUAAAUAUGCGCAAAGCUGUUGAAACAUUCUUGGACCGCUUAACAAUCAAAAGGCAAGAACCACAGAAAGUUCGAGCUGCAACAUUGCGCAGACAACAAGAAACCAUUGCACGUGUUCAAAGGAUCAAAGCAAAACAAACGGAAAAGAAAUGAUGGCUGUGGAAAAUGUGUCACAGUUGAUAUAAAAUUCAUGAUUUUGAGGGCAUAAUAACUGCUCAAACUGAAAACACUUAUCUAGGCUUCUGGUUCGUGUAUAAAUAUAUUUAUUGACUUUUUAAAUAUUCAGUUAUAAAUGGUUGUUAUAUAUUUUCCUUUAAAAUUUAAAACCAAUGUUAGUUCAUUACAGUUAUCAGAUACAGUACUACAGAUCAUUUUGUUCAAGACAGUGGUUUAAAAUAUCACAUUUAUCACAAUGAAGGGGAAAGUGGAAGACUGAAUAAGCCUUAUGUUUUAAACACUGUAAAUAAACAGUUAACAACAGUA
Molecule: messenger RNA, 850 nt
Organism: Frankliniella occidentalis (western flower thrips)
Lineage: Eukaryota; Metazoa; Arthropoda; Insecta; Thysanoptera; Thripidae
Gene: Lsm10
Product: U7 snRNA-associated Sm-like protein LSm10
Exons: 3
Coding region: 107-520 (137 amino acids)
Biological process (GO): mRNA 3'-end processing by stem-loop binding and cleavage
Cellular component (GO): nuclear body; cytoplasmic U snRNP body
Molecular function (GO): histone pre-mRNA DCP binding; U7 snRNA binding
Source: RefSeq, a predicted model, not a curated record